Messenger RNA from Galeopterus variegatus (Sunda flying lemur), 2003 nucleotides. It is a transcript of the gene PEX10, whose product is annotated as peroxisomal biogenesis factor 10. The record is from RefSeq and is a predicted model, not a curated record. Gene Ontology annotation, biological process: protein import into peroxisome matrix. The transcript has 7 exons. Lineage: Eukaryota; Metazoa; Chordata; Mammalia; Dermoptera; Cynocephalidae. Gene Ontology annotation, molecular function: zinc ion binding. Bases 1 to 1053 code for a protein of 350 amino acids. Gene Ontology annotation, cellular component: peroxisomal membrane.
AUGCGGGCUCCACCUGGACGCACCCUCGCCCUGGUCCAGGAACACGGAGGGCAGGAGUGCACCCAGCAUCCAGCCUCGGAGAAACAGAUCUGGGGUGUCCUGACCACUAGGCCCUGGAGAUGGAGGUUCACUUUUGGAGGGGGGAGCUCACUCCCUAAUUCCCUAAAGCGCUACCGGGCACCUGGAGCAAAGAAGUGGCUGGAGUGGAGGAAAGAGGCCGAGCUGCUCUCAGACAUAGCCUACUUUGGCCUCACCACACUUGCAGGCUAUCAGACCCUCGGAGAGGAGUAUGUCAACAUUGUCCAGGUGGACCCGUCACAGAGACGUGUGCCCUCCAGGCUCCGCCGUGGCAUGCUGGUGGCACUGCACACUGUCCUGCCCUACCUGCUGGACAAGACCCUGCUCCCUCUGGAGCAGGAGUUGCAGGCUGACGGCGAUGGUGUGCGGCUCUUGCAAGGCAGCCUGGUGCCCAGCGGAUGUAGCCGGUCAGGGGCGCGGCACUGGGUGCGCUGCCACGUGGCUGCCCUGACUGAGCAGCAGAGGAGGACGUUCCUGCGGACGGCCUUCGUCCUCAGACAGGGCCUGGCCUGCCUACAACGGCUCCAUGUCGCCUGGUUUUACAUCAGCGGUGCCUUCUAUCACCUGGCCAAGAGGCUCACAGGGGUCACGUACCUCCGUGUCCGCCACCUACCUGGAGAGGACCUGAGGGCUCGCGCCAGCUACAGACUGCUGGGACUGGUCUCCCUGUUGCACGUGGCGCUCUCCGUGGGGCUGCAGCUGUACGGUUUCCGGAAGAGGCAGCGAGCUAGGAAGGAGUGGCGGCUGCACCGACACCUGUCCCACCGCAGAAGCUCCAUGGAAGAGAGAACAGCCCCCAGACACCCGCUUUGUACUCUGUGCCUAGAGGAGCGCAGGCACCCAACGGCCACACCCUGCGGCCACCUCUUUUGCUGGGAGUGUAUCACCGAGUGGUGCAGCACCAAGACGGAGUGUCCCCUCUGUAGGGAGAAGUUUCCUCCCCAGAAGCUCGUCUACCUGCGGCACUACCACUGACAUGACAGCCAGGAGGGGAUACAGGAAGUGGAUGGAAGAACCCAGGAAUCUUUGAACAUCAAGGAAAAAAGAAUUUAUCCUCAAGGUUAACGUUACUUGCAUAGAAAUUAUAAAAUUCUCACAUACUGCUUUUUGUCACCAAAGAUACAGCACCAGCAGUCAGGUAGAGAACAAAAGCUGAAGCCAUAUGGAAAAAGGGCUGGCUCAGGGUCCUCGGGGCAGGGCACUGGCGGGUGGCCUCCAUCCUGCCUGGGGCAGAGGCUCAAAUGCUAGAGUGUUUCUCCACCCCCCAUUUAGAACAACUUGGUCACUUCGUUAGGAGUUACACUAAUUUAGACAAGGUUUUAGGUUUCCCUCCCUCCCUCAAACCAUAGAGUUGAGAACUAAUUUCAGAAAUGGGCCAGAACUCACUUGGGUGAGCGUGGUGCUGACAACACCAAGUCAAGGGUUAAGAUCCCCUUACUGGUCAUCUUUAAAAAUAAAAAAAAAAAAAAGUAGUAGGCCAGAAGAAAAUCUUAUUCCUUUACAAAUGAGAAAAUGAUGCCAGCGUCAGGCUGUGUUAAGGCAGCGGACUGAGUGUUAAGUCAGGACUGGGACACUGGGAAAUGUCGUGGUUUGCUUCAGCAAGUGCAGACAGAAAGGCAGCCCUCAGCCGUGGUGACAGGCGUCUCCCACAGGGCUGGCACAAGCUCACCUACCAGGACUUAUUGGGAAGACCAUGCAGGAGCAGAAACAGCAACCGAGGGCUGGGGUCUCCAGCUCAAAGCUGUGGCACGUGCCUUCCCACACAAGCCGCAUUUGCUUCCCACUUGAGAACAUGGAAGUCUCUGUCUUGGCCUCCACACAAACACAGAGAGGCCUCCUGCUCGGUGGGGCGGCGCUGGCUUGAGUGAGAAGUUUUCUGUUUUCUUAACACCUAACUAACUCUCAGAACACCUGGAUGCUGAGUU